GUAAACUGCAAAUUGCACGGCAUAUAGCAGCGGAAGAAGCUUACUUGUCCAUCCGAGCUAGCUCAAAUGGUCUGUCAUUCUCCAACUUCUUUUCAUUUCCACUCCAAGUCCCAAUCAGUGGUUACAGUACUCCCUCAUCUGAAUGAAGCUACUCAAUUAGGAUCAAUCCAUGGCAUCAGCUGGUGCGGGGACCUUUCUUCCAAAUUCUACCUCCUCAGUUCCCAACUUCCGGUCCCCCGACCACAACCGUCGCCGGGGGCCUACACUUUCUCCGCCCAAUUCCUUCACCGGACGCCGCAAAGCUUCUCCGGAUGGCUAUCCUUCCACCUCUAAGGAAACCUUCACUGGGAAGCCAGAAGCAGAUGUUGUUGUUAUAGGGAGUGGUAUCGGUGGCUUAUGUUGUGCCGGACUUCUUGCUAGAUACCAGCAAGACGUUUUGGUACUCGAAAGUCACAAUGUACCAGGGGGUGCUGCCCAUCCCUUUGAUGUUAAGGGCUAUAAAUUUGACUCAGGCCCUUCUUUAUUCUCCGGCUUUCAAUCAAGGGGACCACAGGCAAAUCCUUUAGCACAAGUACUUGAUGCUUUGGGUGAAUCCAUUCCCUGCGCAGAUUAUGAUUCGUGGAUGGUAUACAUACCCGAAGGUGAAUUUUUGUCUCGCAUUGGCCCAACAGAGUUCUUCAAGGAUCUUGAAAACUAUGCUGGUCCUGAUUCUGUGAGAGAAUGGAAAAAGCUUCUAGAUACAAUUCUUCCAAUGUCAGCUGUGGCAAUGGCUCUCCCUCCUCUGUCGAUCAGAGGUGACAUUGGUGUCCUCUCCGCCGCUGCUGCAAGAUAUGCACCCUCUCUCUGGAAAUCAUUUGCUCAAAUGGGACCUCGUGGGGCCCUUAGUGCUACAAAGCUUCUUAGACCCUUUUCAGAAAUUAUUGAUUCAUUGGGGCUAAAAGAUCCUUUUAUACGGAACUGGCUCGAUCUUCUCUCUUUCUUGCUUGCUGGGGUCAAAACUAAUGGCAUACUCUCUGCAGAGAUGGUUUAUAUGCUCUCUGAAUGGUAUAAGCCUGGUUGCACAUUGGAGUAUCCUCUCUGUGGAACUGGAGCUAUAGUUGAUGCCCUAGUGAGAGGAUUACAGAAGUUUGGUUGCCGGAUUUCUCUCAAGAGCCAUGUAGAAAAUAUUGUUGUUGAAAAUGGUAGAGCUACAGGAGUGAAACUAAAAAGUGGCCAAGUUGUUCAUGCUAAAAAGGCUGUUGUCAGCAAUGCAUCCAUGUGGGACACUAUGAACUUGUUACCAAAGCAUGUUAUUCCAAAAACAUAUCAGGACCGGAUAAAAAGCACCCCACAAUGUGGAUCGUUUAUGCAUCUACAUCUGGGCUUCGAUGCAAAGGGAAUACACAAUGACCUGGGAAUCCAUCAUAUAGUUGUAAAUGACUGGGAGAGAGGAGUUGAUGCCGAUCAAAAUGUUGUCCUGAUCUCUAUACCUAGUGUGCUUAGCCCUGAUCUCGCUCCACCAGGGAAACAUGUCUUGCAUGCCUAUACACCCGGAACUGAGCCUUAUGAAAUUUGGGAAGGACUAGAUCACAACAGCAAUGAAUACAAAAAUCUCAAGGCUGAACGGUCGGAGGUCAUGUGGAAAGCAGUGGAAAGAGUGCUUGGUCCAGGUUUCAGUUGUGACAGAUGCGAUGUAAAAUUGGUUGGAACCCCACUAACGCACCAAAGAUUUCUUAGGAGGAACAGAGGGACUUAUGGGCCGGCUAUAUUGGCGGGGGGUAAAGGCUCCACAUUUCCGGGCCAUUCAACACCAAUCCCAAAGCUCUUACAUUCAGUGAACCAAACAUCCUCCGCCGACCACCAACUGCCGCCCAAGCAGAUCUAGCCGCCGCCACUCAGAUACAGACGCCACCACCGUGGAUCCAGACGCCACCACCGCAGAUCCGGCCCCCACCAUGGCAGACCUGAUCGACGCCACCACGGAUGACAACUUUUUUAUCAAAAUGCCAACCUGAAUCGAGAAUGACAUAUUAAUGGCAUUUUUAAAGAAAAGUAUUAAUUUUUUAAAGAAUAAGAAUGCCAUUUUGAUGGCAUUUUAGAAAAAAAUUGGCAAUCGUAAAAAUGAAGUAAAGCACACCGGUUUAAUUUCGAACAUUAUUGACAAACACAGAGGCAACAAGCCAUUACAAACCCAAAACCCAGCAAUUACAGAUUCCAGACAUGAGGAAGAAGAUUGAAAGGCUCACAGAAAUUCAUAUAGAACAAAAGAAGAAGUAAAUUGAAGAAACAGAAGAGCGCGAAGGAGGAGACAGGCCACAUACGUUCGUUGCCGCUGCUGACCGGCGCUCGCGUGCGCAAGCUGCCGCUGCUCACCACCUCUCUCUGUUGAAGCCGAGCUAUGUGUAGAAGAUGCGACCUUGCUGAGCGUGGACGAAGCUUAUAAGUUGCCGCAGGGUUAAAAUGAAUUAGAGGGUAAAAUUGGAAAAUGGUCCUAU
Molecule: messenger RNA, 2474 nt
Organism: Cuscuta europaea
Lineage: Eukaryota; Viridiplantae; Streptophyta; Magnoliopsida; Solanales; Convolvulaceae
Source: the annotation of a GenBank genome assembly